Liolophura sinensis is the source of this 2730-nucleotide messenger RNA. RefSeq lists its product as uncharacterized. The record is from RefSeq and is a predicted model, not a curated record. Gene Ontology annotation, biological process: germ-line stem cell division. The coding region runs from base 127 to 2718 and encodes 863 amino acids. NCBI's taxonomy places the organism in Eukaryota, Metazoa, Mollusca, Polyplacophora, Chitonida, Chitonidae. Gene Ontology annotation, molecular function: ATP binding; nucleic acid binding. The transcript is spliced from 11 exons.
GCUUAAUUUGCAUAACAUUCUGAUGUUAUGAAGUAAAAUAGUCAUAUCGAGGCCACUGUAUUUUCAAAACUUAGCAAAUAGAAUGUUGUUUGUAAAGAUACACUGUGCAUCUUUUGUAGCCUGCGCAUGAUUCCUUCACACCUACAACAUACCAGAGUUCCCUAUCAAAUCAAGCGUUGUUCUCUUUAUGGUGUCCGACCUCUGACCUUGAGCCUGUCCCCUGCUGCGACCCCUGUAUACAGUGUGUGUGAUGUUUGGGACAACUCUGCAGUACAGAGGAUGAACAAGUUGAUUGAAGGGUCUGUGGUCCGUAAGGCCCAAGUGAUGAAGGUUACCCCCAAGGGAGUGCACCAGGUGAAGUUGUACCUACAGACAUCAGACGAUCAGUUCUGCCUCAAUGACAGGCUUAUACAGGAGGAGUACUGUGUGGCAGACCCUAGGGAAUACUCAGAUUCAGAAGGCAGUAUUUCAGAUAGCGUGUCUAGCUCUCUGUCAGAUGGAAUGCGGUCUAUCAACAGUUCAGAUGAAGUUACACAAAGGAGAGAACACAGGAAGAAAACAAGAAACGAGUUUGCCUCGAGGAACAUUCACGCCGAGCUGCUUACAGAAAUAGGCCUGACUAAUGAGGUCAAAGUUCGAGCAGAAAAUUAUUCUACAUUAGAAGCACAGGAACGUGUUGUGUUGAUACAGACAGAGAGACAGAUCACAACAGAACAACAACAGCCACAUUCACGUAGUUCUUCAACUCUCUGCCCCUCUCUGACAUCAGAUACUCAAGAGCAGUUAGCCUCAGGUACAGGUCAAGGCGCCACCCUGCCAUCAAGUUCACCAAUAGCCAUGGACAGAGUACAUGCUCAGGUAUCUUCAGUUCGAGAACCAGGGGAUAUUUUGCGAACAAAUCUUCCUGGAGCAUUUUCCUCUGAGAAUUGUGGAUCGCAUCCUGUGGUGCAGAACCAUUUUUCACAUGUGGUACCCAAAUCUCUCAUCCCAUCUGACAGCGAGGACAGCAGUAGCAGUGAAACCAGCAUAAACAGAAAUCUGAAACUUAUCCCAGAGGAGCUGUCAAAGUUGUCCAAAGGGGAUGCAGUCUGCUGCAGUGACAGUGACUUGUCUGUGAGCUCUGACCCUAGCUUGAUGAGGUACGAAGAUCAUUCAAGUAGGUCACUACUGGAGGUUGUACACAACCUCGAAAACAAACUGGCCUCCAAGUCACCAUCCCCAGGCCCAUUUGCUGGAACCUCCCACAGCCCUGGCCCAUCCAACAGUUCUGACCCCUCCCAGAGGCCCACCUCAGCUGGCUCCGCCCACAGCACCAUCCCCUCAAAUGUGUCUGGGAUACCUGUGUCAGCUUUUUCUGGUUCACUUGUUGAUUUUGAGAAGAAGACAGGUGACAGAAAUCUCAGCACAAGCCACAGUCUGAGGUCAGGGGAUGUAUCUGAGGUUGAGAUAAAUCAGGAGCAAAUCAUCACAGCAGGCAACAGAAUGGGGGAUAGCCAAAUGUUGUCUCCACUAUCCAAGACCACCCCUGUUGAAGGUGACCAUUCUCUCUCUACCCCAGACCCUCACGUCCUUGACCUCUCUGUGGACCAUGUUCUAUCUGGUCUUUUGUCCCUCGAUCCCUCUGCCCCUGGCCUCAAGACACGCCGCCCAAAGCUGCCUCUGAAUGGCUCUGAAGGGCUAAAGGGAAGAAUGGGAAGAGGUGGGAAAGUCAAAUCUCCUUCUGGUCGUGUUUGUUUUUCUGAUGAUGAACAGAUCCAUGGAACUUCCAGGACAGAGAAGAAAGUGGUGAAAUCUCCCAAGACGCCCCCGAUAAUCAACAAGAAAAACAUUGCCCUUAAGUCUAUUCUGAAGAAUUACUCGUCCAUGCUCCCUGAGGAGCCACGCCCUAAACAAGAGCAGCCCCACUCACCUGUCACAUUUGCAUCUGCCGAGGACAUUACAGACAGGUCAUCUAUUGACUCUUCCCAGUCAGAUCAGGAGAAUCCCGUGUUGAGGAAAACUCAGCUGGGUAACAGAAUCCUGGCUAACAGACUAUUGACACAGUUGGCUGGACAGACAAAGUGUUCACAAACCUUGGACUUGAAGACUGAGGAGCCUGAGAAAUACGGCAGUUUUUACAGACCCCCUGAUGGAGUGUACGUUGCUGCAGACAUCAAACUGCGACCUGUGGAGACACUGGAUGGGGUGCCAUUUGAUGACCGGGUUAUAAAGGUACUGAGGAGUAAGAAGCUGGACUCGCCUCUGUUGAUCCAGUCGUACUGCUGGCCGCCAGUCCUGCGUGGCAGAGAUGUCAUCGGUAUCGCACCCCGGAACAAAGGCCAGAUCCUAGCGUAUUUAGCUCCCUUACUGACACAGCUUAUUGAGAACAAGCUCUACCCUGAAGGAGGAGGGCCACUGGUUUUGAUCCUCUGUUCUUCGUGGAGAAGAGCUCAGGAGAUUCAGUGUAAAUGCGAGACGAUCCUCGGGGAGCUGACAUUUCCACGGGUCAUGACCAUAUUCGGGGGAGGAAGGGAGGAAGUGUACAAUAUUCCGCUGAUCAAUGGUUGUGAGAUCUUGAUUGCUACUCCACAUUGCCUGACCAGAAAACUGGACAAAUACGUCAGCCUGAGGCGGCUAGGACAUCUGGUGAGUUGGGUGGGCAUGGGAGUGGGUGAGGCGGGGGAACAUCGAUUCAUGGACACAAUAAAAAGUACCAACCAGGCUAAAGGCUUUCUUUAGCAUACCACUGGC